This is a messenger RNA of Linum tenue, 507 nucleotides long. NCBI's taxonomy places the organism in Eukaryota, Viridiplantae, Streptophyta, Magnoliopsida, Malpighiales, Linaceae. The record is from the annotation of a GenBank genome assembly.
CCCCCAAACACCAACGUGGUGUUCGAAGCCGAUCUCUACGACGACGAGGAGAGGUGGAAGCACUGGUUCGACCUGACGGGCGAGUCGAGGCUCUACUUCUUCACCCGGCUCAAGAAGAAGAAGAAGGAGAAAGGGAAGCGCGUGGAGCGGAGCUUCGGGCAGAGCGUGUGGAAGUCGCAGAAGGACGACAAGAUCAGCCUCGUCCUCGUCCCCGGCGAGAAGGAGAUCGAGAUCGGCACCAAGCGGUCCUUCUCGUACAAAGUGAAGGACGACGACGGCGCCGGCGGGAGUAGUAGUAAUAGGGAAAGUGAGAGCAACGGGUGGGUGAUGCACGAGUUCAAAAUCAAUGGAGAGUUGGCUAAGUGUCUUGGUGCUGGUGGCGACGGUGGCGGUGAGGAUUAUGUUAUUUGCUGCGUGAGGAAGAAAGAAGAGGGGAAGAGUACUGGCGGUGGCCAGUGGCCGGAGAUCGAGCUGAUUGAUGCUUCCCCGUGGACUACUGCUGUCUAG